Messenger RNA from Phytophthora nicotianae INRA-310, 1529 nucleotides. RefSeq lists its product as hypothetical. The transcript has a single exon. Gene Ontology annotation, molecular function: protein binding. Lineage: Eukaryota; Oomycota; Peronosporomycetes; Peronosporales; Peronosporaceae. The record is from RefSeq and is a predicted model, not a curated record. Bases 196 to 1374 code for a protein of 392 amino acids.
ACCGCUUCGCAGGUGCACGUGGCAGUUUACCUCAAGCGACUGCACGCACGUGCAGGAAGGCGUACGCCGUUGCCCUCAGUCCUCAGGUGAGUAGGUGGCAUUCCUCCUCCUCUUCUGCAUCUCUUCUCUGUGCAAAUCAGCACCAGAUCUCGGUAGAGUGAGUAUCCGCCAGUCUGUAUCCUUCAAGAGAGAAUCAUGUUCGGCUAUUUCGCAGAGAAGCUCAAUGUGAAGAAUCUGGGUGAGCUGCUGGCGCCUACGCUCACGCCCGAGCAGGAAUUCCAUGCUGCAAUCGAGCAGGGGCUACACGACAAGUUUGUGCGCAUGCUGGACGAGCUGAAUAUCGAUCCUAACGCCAAGAACGAUGCGGGUAACCUCCCCAUCCACACGGCGGCGUACUACGGUCGCGUGGACUUCAUCGAGCUACUGCUGACGCGCAAUGUGGACGUCAAUGCCCUGUGCUCGCGCGAGAACUCGCCGCUUCAUUACGCAGCAGCGCAGAGUCGCGACGAGGCGGUCAAGUUCCUAGUGAACCACGGCGCCAAUCCAGCGUUACGGAACCGUAGCGGCCGUACGCCCUACGACGUAGCCAAGGGGGACAAUAUCCGCCAGUACUUGCUCCCCCUACAAUUCCGGCAUGAAGAUCCUGCUCAAGCUGCGACGAUGCUGCCGCCUGGAAUCACCCCGUCCGUGGAUCCGAUGGCACCUCGACCUGUCAUUGCGCCGCCCCCACUAAGCGGAGACUACGCGGCACCACAGGGUCCUCCCAUUGGAAUGCCCCAGCAGCAGACGCCGCAGAACAAUUUAUACGCUGCUGCUACGCACAGUGCGAUUCCACGAGGUGGACCAUCGCGAGUCGCUCGUCCGAAGGACUACCGUCCCAUCCAAGCUGACGGCUUCGGCUCGAGUGUCGGCAACGAGGAAUUGACGGCCAAGUUUGGCAAUAAGCGUGAGAUUAAAGUGACGGCACCACCCCCGUCCAUGAUGGCUCCACCGGCGCCUGCUUCGGCUGACAACGUCCCAGCAGAAAGCACUGCUGCGCCUCCUGCCCCUGGUGUGAACCCGUAUGCUUCCACGUAUGCUAAUAAGCCGCGUACGCCGCCAACUGGCGGGUACUCUGGAUACGCGCCUCCUAACGCGGGCGUUGCAGCUCGUGGGCCGCCUCAGUUCAAGAUCUUCAACCCCAAGUUGGCUGCUGGAGCAGAUGCUAACACCAACGCUGCUCCCGCUGCGGCACCUGCUCCUGUGGCACACCAACCUCCGGCCUUCGGGGCGGCGGCUCCUCAAUACGCGCCGCAGCAUGGUGCACCUCAGUACGACGCGCCUGCACAAGACGAAGAAGUGAAUUUAUCUGCUAACGCGAGUGUGCUGCAGUAGCUGUAGAGGCGGUAGCAGGUUGAAAUUGUGAGCAACAACAGAGAGUUAGAGUGCAACAUACCGGUACAGUUGAAGUUGCCUCGUCGCGUUUGUAGCCAUCCGGUUGUUUGUUUUAGCGUGGUCCACUCGAAUUAUCCGCAUAAUUGUUUCGUAGC